AAUGCAAGGCGAGUAAGCAACAGCGAGUGAAUUAAGUGGUGAAACAGCAGGUUUGAGGAGGAAGCAGGACUGAUAGGGUGUCAUGAGAGCAGCCUUCCACAAUAAACACACGAACCAGAACACCCCCACAUACAUACAUCGACACUGCAGACUUCUUACUGGCUGUACUGACCUACAAGAAGAGGAUUGCACAAUCUGUAGAAGAUUACGCUGGAAUACUGUAACAUUCUGCAGACACAUUAUUUGCUUUUUUUGGUUAUUAUACGUCUACAGUCGCGUAAUACAAUUUGACAUCUGUCAAGUUCACAGUGCGUCCUUUGACUGACAGUUUUAAUUAAAUCGGUGGAGUUAAAUGUUUUGGUCUGAAAUAACUUCCCCCCUAUUGUGACCGCUGUGUAAGCCUGCUUUUUUUAAAGUCUGCUUCAAGGACAUUUUGUGUGAGACGAGGGAUCCUGGCUUUUUAAAUAUAAAAAGCGUAUUUAUUUUUUUAAGAAGCGAAUUGUGUCGCUUAUCGAGGCAGGAUGAUGAAUGCUAGCCGUAGUAAUGCUAGUAAUAGUACCAACUGCAUUUAUGCAAGCCGUAAGAGGCGAAAGCCAGUUCAGAAAAGUGCAAAGCCAUCGCUUCCUGAAGCCAAGUCCAACCCCUCCAAGAGGCAUCGAGACCGGUUGAAUACAGAGCUUGAGCGGCUGGCCAGCCUUCUGCCUUUCCCCCCGGAUGUUAUCUCCAAACUGGACAAACUCUCAGUACUGCGGCUGAGUGUCAGUUACCUGAGAGCUAAAAGCUUCUUCAGUGCAAAUCUAAACUCUAACAGCUGCAAAAGACCUGCUGGAAAUGGCCUCCAUGACAUUAAUAAACUUCCUGGUGAUGAACUGCUAGAGGGAGAACUCCUAUUACAGGUCUUGAAUGGAUUUGUGCUUGUGGUUACUGCUGAUGGUUCAAUCUUUUAUGUUUCACCUACUCUUCAGGACUACCUUGGAUUUAAUCAAUCAGAUGUCAUCCACCAGAGUGUUUACGAACUCAUCCAUACAGAAGACAGAGCAGAAUUCCAACGGCAGCUUCACUGGGCCCUGAACCCAGGCCCUCCACAUGACUCAGGGCAGAUUGUACCAGCUGCAGGCAGUGACCUUCCUUUAUCAGUCACCUACUACAAUCCAGAGAAGCUUCCUCCAGAGAAUUCUACAUUUUUAGAAAGAAACUUUGUCUGCAGGUUGAGAUGUCUUCUAGACAACUCUUCUGGAUUUCUUGCUCUGAACUUCCAAGGUCGUUUGAAGUUUUUGCACGGACAGAACAAGAAGUCCAAAGAUGGUUCCACAAUCCCUCCUCAGCUGGCCCUGUUUGUGGUGGCUACUCCCCUGCAACCCCCAUCCAUCCUCGAGAUCCGUACCAGAAACUUUAUCUUCAGAACAAAGCACAAGCUGGACUUUACACCUACAGGUUGCGAUGCCAAAGGAAAAAUUGUGCUGGGUUACACGGAGGCCGAGCUGUGCGAUCGUGGAACAGGAUACCAGUUUAUUCAUGCAGCUGAUAUGCUGUAUUGUGCUGAGAACCACAUACGAAUGAUUAAGACCGGAGAGAGUGGCAUGACAGUGUUCAGACUCCUUACCAAACAGAACCGAUGGACCUGGGUUCAGGCAAACGCACGCCUGGUGUACAAAAAUGGAAGGCCAGACUAUAUCAUUGCCACCCAAAGAGCUCUUUCGGAUAACGAGGGGUUAGAAAACUUACGUAAACGGAAUGUAAAGUUGCCUUUUAGUUUUGCUACUGGGGAGGCUGUACUGUAUGAGACAACUUUCCCACUGGCUAUGACUGAUCCGAUGCAUGCCAAGGCCAAAGGCACAUCAGCCACAAUGGCUUCCUGCAAAGAAAGGGAUCACGAGUCCUUGGAUCCGAACUCACUCCUGGGUGCCAUAUUGAAACAAGAUGAAUCGGUCUAUGUCUGUCCUCCAGCACAAAACACAAUAUCUUUUGAGACUGGCCCAUUUGUUGACACCAAAGAUGACUUGAAUGAUAUUCUGUCAAGCGACUGGCAAGAUAACAUUUUGCCAGUGGCUCAAAACAAUGCUUUGAGAGAAGAGGAAAGUGAGUGUACUUUGGAUGGCAGAAACAACGACUUGUUUAACUUAAUGAAAAACCUUGGUAUCAGUAUGGACGACCUGGAACUUAUUCAGCAAGAUGAAGAGUUUCUGAAAGUGGAGUGGGAUGACCCUGGAGACAUCACCGAUGUAGCAGAUGACAUCUUAAACUAUGUCCAGGACUCGCUGAAGAAGAGAUCGGACUGUAUGUUCUCAAGUUGCACUCUUCAAAAGCCAUUGGUACAGAGCCCAUGCGGCAUGCUUCAGCAACAGCAGCUACAUCCACAGCUGCACCCAGAACAUCAGCAGCAGCAGAUACAUUCACAGCAGCCUCAGCAGCAGAACCCACAGCAGCAGCUCUGCCAAAAAAUGAAACACCUGCAGGUCAAUGGCAUGCACACACCAUGGGCCCCAGUCAGUGUACUGCCUGCAAACUGUCAACAACAACCCCAGCUGCUACAGCAGCAAGCACCACAGCAGUACAGGUACUUUGGUCUGGAAGGCACUGCCCAAGAUUUUCUGUACAAAACUGAGCUAAACAUAGUCCAGCCAGCCUGCACACAGGACUUCAUGCCUUCUGAAGUAUCUCAAUAUCAACAGCCACCUAACCUUACACACACGAACUAUCCAGUCAAUGACUUUAACGCAUGGGAAUUGGAGGAUUUCCUGGAGAGUUUACAGCCAUGUCCAGAGACAAUGAAAUGUGCAAUAAGCCCUCAGGAUGGUAUGGUUACUUCACAGACCUAUUACACGGGUGCUGUGUCUAUGUACCAGUGUCUGCAGGAAACUCAAUCUACUUGUAUGAGUCAAGUAAAUCAGAUGAAUCGGAUGUUGUUUAACCCUGGGACCUCACAGCAGCAGACAUUUUUACCCAAGUUCCAAAAUGGAAACAAUGGAACCAUAAAGGAAGCCUACCCAGAACCCUACAGCUUGAUGGAUUGCCCUCAGCUUAAACAACCUCUUCACCAUGAACAGUCGGAAACAAGACCUAACUCGGACCCAACAUCCAGUUGCUUUCCAUAGCUAAAAACUCUCGUACCAUGCCUGAUGGGUUGUUUUUGCUUGCAUUAGUGCUGCCUUCUAAAGGUUAGCUUAUUAUGUGACAAAUGUGAACCAACAAACUGGCUUGAUAAGCCAAAAAAGAUAAGGAGAAUAAAAGGCUGGUUAUACUGUGCAUGAUUUUAACCCAAACCUUUUUUUGAGUAGGUUUGCUUUUGCUUUCUUGCACUGAAAGUGCAUAAUCUAAACAAAGACAUCUAAGAAAUCUAUUUUGAUUUAUAAACUAUGUUCUUUGUUUACCUUUGCUUUCAAAGUAAUUUUUGAAAUAUAAGAUAAGGCACAUGUUAGUAGUUGGAAUAGAAAUACAGUACACUUGAUUAAAUUUCUGACCCCAAAUGAUUUUACUGCACUAAGGUUUUCCCUGUUUUUAAGGUCACUGCAACCAUGGAAAUAGCUGGCGUUGUAUCAAGAUGUAUGUCUUUAUUUGAAGUAUUGUAUGUCCAGUAGUUACAAAUAGAAGAUGUGGACUGAAGGAGUGUUCUGUUAAUCGUAUGGGAGCUAUGAAUGGAGGUUUUAUAUAAUGUGACAAUUAUUUUAAUAAAAUAUCCUUAACAAACUACAAAA
Molecule: messenger RNA, 3695 nt
Organism: Polyodon spathula (Mississippi paddlefish)
Lineage: Eukaryota; Metazoa; Chordata; Actinopteri; Acipenseriformes; Polyodontidae
Product: aryl hydrocarbon receptor-like
Exons: 11
Coding region: 522-3095 (857 amino acids)
Biological process (GO): regulation of transcription by RNA polymerase II
Cellular component (GO): aryl hydrocarbon receptor complex; nucleus
Molecular function (GO): nuclear receptor activity; transcription cis-regulatory region binding; protein dimerization activity
Source: RefSeq, a predicted model, not a curated record